AUGUAAGAUAAAUAAAAACCAAAAUUAUUCCUCGAAAAAUUAUUCGAUUUAUUAGAGUCUGGUGAAGCAUAUAACAUUAUUCAAUGGACUGUCGAUAAAGAUGCUAUCAAAAUUAUUAAUCGAUCAUAAUUGAUUCGAGAUAUCCUACCCAACAUUUUCAAAUAGACAUCUUAUAAGAGCUUCACCAAACAGAUGAAUCUUUACAAUUUUAAGAGUACAAAAGAUGAAAAUGGCUUUACUGUCUUUAUUAAUCCACAUUUUACUCAGAGUUCGCUGAAUCUUACAUUAAUCAUGGCAGAGAAACGAACCAUUAAAAAGUCUAAAAAGGAAGACACUAAGAAGAGAAGUGAACUGCAAUAAGAACACGAAUAACUCAAAUAAAAAUUGAUGGCAUUAUUCAAAUAUUAAGUCACUCUUUAAAAUGAAAUUAAAACAUAAUUAGAAAUCCACAAACAUCUUCAAAUGAGAGUGGCCAUUAUUAAAAAAUCUAUUUAUAGUCGUAAGGAGAAUGGGUUAAAGAGGAGAAGGAAAGUUUACAACUUUUUGAAUUCUUUUUUUACAAAUCUCAAAUCCUCAGUUAUAUGUCAAAAAUUUCUCAUUUUGAAUCAUGAUCUAAUAUGUUAAUGUGAUGACAAUGAUGAAGAGUAAUGUCGAGACUUUUAGACUUCUAGAUCAUUAUAUCAAACACCUUACUUGACACCUCGAAAUCUUACAAUUUUCUAAUAAAAUUCUAUAAGAUAAUUAUAAGAUUUAUUCUACGAUGAAGAUAAUAAGCCAAAAUCUUUUUUAUAACUAACACCUGAAUAAUAAAAAUAAUUUAUAGAAACUAUUUGGGAUGAUUGA
This is a messenger RNA of Paramecium tetraurelia, 843 nucleotides long. RefSeq lists its product as uncharacterized. The transcript is spliced from 3 exons. The record is from RefSeq and is a predicted model, not a curated record. NCBI's taxonomy places the organism in Eukaryota, Ciliophora, Oligohymenophorea, Peniculida, Parameciidae. Gene Ontology annotation, biological process: regulation of DNA-templated transcription. Gene Ontology annotation, molecular function: sequence-specific DNA binding; DNA-binding transcription factor activity.